This is a messenger RNA of Postia placenta MAD-698-R-SB12, 2991 nucleotides long. RefSeq lists its product as hypothetical. Gene Ontology annotation, biological process: phosphatidylcholine biosynthetic process. Lineage: Eukaryota; Fungi; Basidiomycota; Agaricomycetes; Polyporales; Adustoporiaceae. The transcript has 18 exons. The record is from RefSeq and is a predicted model, not a curated record. Gene Ontology annotation, molecular function: phosphatidylethanolamine N-methyltransferase activity. Bases 1 to 2991 code for a protein of 996 amino acids.
AUGUCUGCAGGGGAGACACAGAGCUCGCUACGCCAGAGGCGCAAGUCCUCAGCGGAGAGCAUCAAGACAGACACGACCGUUGAUGACUUUCACAAGACGCGCAAGGACGAAGAGGUGGUAUGGGGGAAGACACCUGCUGGCGAAGUGUUCCGUGUGCCUACAACCCAUGAUGUUCUCACCGCGUUAUUCCAUCCCGCAUACCCCAAGUCUCACUUGGAUAUCCUUAAUCUCGGUUUGCUUGGACUACAGCUUGUCCUCUUCUUUGUCUUACCUCGCUCUGUGGCUAGAGUCUUCUUCGUGUUGUAUUUCGCUUUCUGGAGAGCCGCGUAUGAUCUUGGACUGGGGUGGGUCCUCACGAAGCAGAGCAAGCGUAAAUGGAUCGUGAAGGAAGUGCAGAGGCGAGGCUGGCUAGACGAGCAAUGCAGACCCGCAGUGCGUAACUGGAUUCGGCAACAACUGCAAGGAAAGAUGGGCAAGGAUUAUUCUUUUGAUGAUUUGCCAUUGGAGUAUAAUGCAUGGCUUCUCUUUCGGCAAAUGGUCGACAUCAUUCUUCUGAAUGAUUUCUUAGCCUAUUGCAUGUUUGCCUUCACGUGCUUUCGGGUGCCCGAAGGUCUGUCGACCACGGUUCAUGUUAUGAGAUGGAUUGGGGGAAUUGCAUUGAUUGCAUUUAAUCUGUGGGUCAAGACGGAGGCGCACAAUGUCGUCAAGGAUUACGGCUGGUACUGGGGCGACGUCUUCUUCCAGCGUGGUGCCCUUGUAUUCGAUGGUGUAUUCGAACUAGCACCUCAUCCGAUGUACUCUGUCGGUUAUGCCGGAUACUACGGCCUGUCGCUUAUAAUCGGCAGUUACCCGGUCCUAUUCGUGAGCUUGGCAGCUCACGCAGCUCAAUUUGGCUUCCUGGUUUUCUUCGAGAAUCCUCACAUCGAGAGAACUUACGGACAGCGCAAACCACUGGCUUAUCGUUCUCCCCUUCUGACCUCCACGUCGCGUAAGCUCGGGCCAGUCUCAACUUCACAUGUUCGCCAGAGUUCUGUCGCAUCCGUUGACCUCACAACACCCUCAGCCACCGAGGGCGAGAGCGCCACGGAGACUGAUGAAUUGCAGACGGAAACGGAGACGGAAACAGAGCUGGAUGCUGAUACGCCACGCAAGAAGGCUAAGCGCCAGUCUGCUUCCUCCUUCGCAUCUGUAUCCACUGCGAGUGACGCCGCCGGCAUCAAGCGUAGGGGCUCUGGGGCGCUUUCUCAACAUGAUCUCACAAAUCAAUACUUCAGGAAGGACAUGAUCUUCUUGCACAAUCUGGAUAUUCUGAGAGCGUCCGAUCUGAAGCUUGUUCUCGCCAUCUUUUAUCCAAUUGUCGGUUCUUUUAUGCCCCAGCUAUCACACAAGGGACUGCUCACCGUGCAUUUCGUGCACGCUCUGGCGUGGUGCUUGUUCCACUCUUUCGGCCUCGGAUUGAUCUUGCGGGCCCAAUCUGAGAAGAAGUUCCUCGUACGGCACUUUCUGAAACAUUACUAUUACCCGCAGAACGACCACGGAAAGGGCGCCGUACACGAGGCGUUCACCAACUGGAAGUCUAUGUACAAUCUAAGCAUGUGCAUGACCUACGUAUCGACGAUCUGUCUGGCAUGGAAGACUUACACUCUGCCACAAGAAUGGAGUGUCGGAAACGAGCUUUUACGCCAUACUCUCGGCACGAUUCUCAUUGGGCUGCAUGUCUGGGCAACGAUGGAGUCCUACGAGGCUCUCGGGCUGUUCGGCUGGUUCUUCGGCGACUUCUUCAUGGAGGAUUUCCCUGCACACCUUGAAUACACUGGCAUUUACCGAUACCUGAACAACCCCGAAGUCACGAGCGGGGCGGCGUUCUUCGGCCUUGCAUUGAUUAGUGGAAGCAAAUUGGUAUUUGCUUUGGCGGUUAUCCGUCAUCUAUCUCAAUGGUGGUUCUUGAGCAACGUCGAGAACCCUCACAUGCGGAAGUUGUACGGCGAGUCGCUGCGGAACGACGCGGGCUUCGUCAAGGUGAUCAAGAAGGUGGCCAACAAGAAUGCCCGGCUACUUGAGUCCCGUGCUGGCCGUCAUGCUCCGGAGAUCAGGCGAGUAGCUCGCGAGGUCAAGGGCACCUUUGACAAGGUCUACGAGGAGACAGCAGACGUUGUGGAGGAAUUUUUGGCAAAAUCUCGUCCGAAGAUUUCAGAGGUUGUGCAAGAUACCAAGGUUCUUCUGCAGCAAUCACGGGAACGUUUGGUCAUCUCUCGCGUCGCCAACGAUUUGUCGUCCUAUGACACCACCAAGUACAAGGUCACCAUCAUGCCCUGUACCGAAGGUAUGCUGCGUUUCCAUUUGGGCGAGCCUAUCAGGGUGAAGUGGCGUGCUCCCCUGCACCAUUCUCGCCGAGAUUGGAUCGGCAUCUAUAGGGUCGGAGCCAAUCAGUCUAAUCUUGUAACGAAGACCUCGUCUCUCGGCAUGUGGGUUCCUGUUCACAACGAAGAGUGGGAUGGAGAUAUCCCAUUAAGUUUGAACCGACCGGGGCGGCCGGAGAACGAUUCAGAGACGGGAGAGGUUGUAUUUGAGCGUGGUACUCUCCCGUGGAAGACGGGACGCUACGAGAUCCGCUACCAUCAUGCUGGCAAAUACAAUGUGAUGAGCCUUGACGGCCCGUUCGAAGUUUACGUGGAAAAACCGAGCGCAAUGAACUUCGGGAACGUCCGGUCGAGCCUCAUGCACAUCGUCCCACUCUGCCUCGACUCGGACCCGUCAUUAAUCCCGCUGUCCUGCAAGACUGAUGGCCAAUCGAGCGACGUGCAGGGGGAGGACGAGGGUCGUGACGCAGACGACUUCCGGUUCUGGUCGGAGAGGCAGGCGAAGCGGAUCUCGGUGGCCGUGAAGCAGGCAUUUGGAGUUGAGCUCACACCCGAGGUCAUUGUCGCCGAUGCGAACUUGAGUGCGCUCGCCAAUCGGAUCCUGGUGACAAGAGAGCUCUUUUCAGACUAG